AUGACCACUCCCUUGAUAUCGUCAUCGUUGAAUAUUGGGUCUAUGCCGUCAGCAACUGCUCGUCUACAUCAAAGCCCCAAUAUCGAAGCCAGUGGCUCGAGCACCCCGUUGUUUGAAGAAGCAUCGAGUAUACAUACCUCCGAAUUUGACAUUGUGAAUCGCUACUACCAGCAGCAACAACAACAAAAACUGCAAGAACCACAACAAGAACCACAACAAGAACAACAACAAGAAGAUAAACUGCAAAUAACACAGGAGAAACCCGGCGCAGAGGGUUUGGCGACAGAACCAAUGAGCUCCCCUAUUGCUGAGCAACCGCACGGAAUAAUCCCUAAUUACGAAUUGUCUCACCAGCGAUAUAGCUUUGAAUAUUCAAACUCCGAGGCUCAGCAAACAACAACUUCCAGUAGUUGUUGUUCACACUUGCCCCCACCACAAGAAAAACCACAACCAAAAGGGGCGGGAUUGAACCAGCUGCUCCCCUUGGCAAGUGGCAGCAACCAGCAAUCGAAAUUCACAUCGUUCACAUUUCAACCUCCAAAAUCAAACUUGCUCCAAUCACAUGGAUACCAAUCCUCCAUAUCUUCCAUCUCUUCAACAGGCUCAGUCAACUCAUCGCCUGGUAAUUUUUCACCAAAUCAAGCGCGCAAACUUCAUGCCUUGCACCAGUCUAGAAACACAAAGAACCUCUCAUUAAACUUGAUGGAAUCAAAUGGAUCUUCCACGAUGCUCCAACAGCCAAGCUUUGGUGGCAAACGAGUCUUUAAAUCUGUUAGUUCAGCUUUAGAUACCCCAACAGCUAGCCAAACCGAGUUUGCCAAAGAUGGCCACCACCAAAGCUUCUCGGUGACGUAUGCACACGAACAAUUGCAAACCCCAUCAGUGACACACACGCCGCAAAUGCCACCCGCGCGGCCCAAACAAGAAUACAGCAGCUGUAAAAAUACUCGCCCCAUCAGGGCCUACAAGUUCCCACCGGUGGAUUCGGAAUUCGAGAGCCUGCUGCUAUUAAUAAAUGACGCCGGCGAUUCCAGCAUGAUGCGACAUAACGACGAGAGGAUUGUACCGCCUGCACCACCUCCUUUUGCCCUAAAUUCAAAAUCAUCGCCACUAAACACGCCACCUAGACUACAAAGCCCGACUACAGCACCCUCUACUCAACAACCAAGCUCGCCUUCUAGGUUACUGAAAAAUAUCAAGAAAAUGGCCAUCGAGUCACCACUAGCGACGAAUUUCACCAAGGAUAUAACUACAGAUCAACGAAGCAAUGAUGAUGAUGAUGAUGACGAUGAUGACGACUCGUCGCUCCAUACAUCUCAAAACGUCACUUAUAACACCAGCAAGUUUAAGGAACCAGAAGAGCUCCAAGAGUCAUCGGCAAUAAACGCGUACCCUAAUGGACCUAGAAGUGUUCUCAACAACCUCGUGUUUUUGUACUCGGACCCCGAUAACAAGAUUGACAUCAAUGAAUACAAUUUGGUCAUCAAUGUCGCCAAGGAAUGCAAGAAAUUGUCACAUUUGUACAAAUGUCCUCAACCAAAUUUCCGCGAAUACAUCCAUAUCCCUUGGUCGCACACGUCAAACAUUUCAAAAAACCUCACCUCCAUCACUUCGAAAAUCGAGCUGUUUUUUAGCCGCGGCCUCAAAGUGCUCGUGCAUUGCCAAUGUGGCGUGCUGCGAAGCGCCUGUGUCAUUGUUGCCUUUUUCAUGAGAAAAUUCAACAUUGGUGUUAAUGAAGCGUAUGAGAUGUUGAAGAGCGGCCACACUGCGGGACUGGGAAAGGAGAAAAUCGUGGUUGACAAAUGCGAUCGGAUCUGUCCCAACAUGAGCUUAAUCUUUGAGUUGAUGGAGUUUGGUGACUAUUUGAACCAUAACGAGUACAGCACUAGUCAAUUGUUUGCCUUAUCGCCGCUGCAAAUGAAUUUAUAG
Molecule: messenger RNA, 1929 nt
Organism: Lodderomyces beijingensis
Lineage: Eukaryota; Fungi; Ascomycota; Pichiomycetes; Serinales; Debaryomycetaceae
Source: the annotation of a GenBank genome assembly